UGGUGAUGACGGGGGCUUUGUUAGUCAAGUUGGAGAAGCGUGUGCUAGCUACAUUAGCUACGUUAGGUGCUUAGUAGGCAGGCUGUCUAGCACCGAACAAACCGAGGACCUAGCUAAUGUUUCAAUAUCGUUUUCAGUUUAUGGGAUAUUUAGUUUAGCAAAAUUAAAUGAAGGAUAAGUGCAGAAUGUCAUAUGCCGAUAGCAAGUAUGAGAAGGGAAACUGCACACCGGAAGUGUCGCGCAGCGGAUCAGGAUGUUUGAAUGGAGAAAACGCUCGCGCUGCUACUCAUUCAAGUUAUUGUGAAGAGAGAAUGCAAGUGAAGUACAGCAUCAAUCUGGCAAAGUUAAGUCAACAAGAGCAUGAUCAACAUCCUGCACGUUACAGUGACGAGCUGGAGAGAAGAACCAAAGAGACCCAGAAGCUUCAGGAAGAAGUUGAACAAGCCACAAGACUCACUAUGGAAAGAAUGAGUCGGGCAUUUAGCAGCACAGAAAUGUCUGGAAGUCAUAUUUCUACAAAUCAUGAAUCAGAGGGAUCUCCAGAAUCUGCAGUUCAUGACCAACAUUCUUACAUCCAGUCCAUAAACUAUGAUGUAGAUGUGAACGGCGCAAGUUGUUUGAAUUUCCAAGGCAGAGAUGUUCUUCUGCACGCGCUAGAGGACUAUUCACAGCAAGUCUCAGACCUCCAAAAGCGGCUGAGAGAGACGUAUGAGCUGCAUGAACUGCAGAAGUUUCAUUUCCAUCAGUCCAUCAUCAAAUUAGAGAACAAACUGCAAGAAAGCCAAACUGAGAAAGACACCUUGGCAAACUUAAGACUAAAGGAAUCUCAGGAACAUGCCAAGCUAAUGGAGCAGCUACAGGCAGCUCAGCUAGAGCUGCACUUGAUUAAACAGACUGAAGGCCACAAACUGAUUGAAGCUGAGGACAAAGUGAAGACUUUAAGCAGGAAAGCAGAGAUGAUGGCGCAAAUGCUGCAAGACAUCUUCACCAGGCUUUCAGAUUAUGAGAAGCGCAGUGGAAAAAGCAGCUGUUUUUGCUAUGACACAGCCUUCAGCCCUAGCCAGCUUCCUCUAGGACCUGCAGUGGAGAAAGCCCUACGAGACCUGGAGAAUGACAAACAUGGCCUCCAGGAGAAACUGCAAAUGGUGGAGAGACGACUGAAAGACUUGAAGGAACAGGGUCAAGGAGAAAGAGAGUCUCUUCUACAGGAGCAUAAGGAAAGAAUGGAGCAGAUCAUGACUAGUCAUGAGCAGAAGGUGGCGAUGUUGACUGAGAAACUGAAUAGCUCCGAGACUAAAGCAGAUGGCCUGCAACACCAGUUGGAUGUAUUACAGCAACAGCUCCAAAGCCAAACCUUGCUGCACCAAUCAGAGAUGAGUGAUAUGGAGUCUGCUAUCUCCAUACUGCGCUCAGACCAGUUAGAGAAGCAGAAAAGCUACACGGCUAAGGAGCAGAGCAGCGGGGAGGCCAGGAGGCUACAGUCUCUGCUGGACAAACGGGAUGCAGAGCUGCCACUGAAGCAGCAAGAAGUGCAACGGGGCCGAGCUCAGCUGGAGGAGGCGCACACACAGGUGAUGGCAUUACAGACCGAGGUGGAGCUGCUGAGGCUCAGGCUGGAAGAAGGAAAAAAGAGUGGCGAGUUGCUCAGGAAGCCUCUGGUGGCCCUGCAGAAGGAGAGGAAGAGCCUGAACAAGCAGCUCGAGCAGCUCCGGCUGGACAACCAGCAGCUGAGGUCUGCCCUGCUGGAGGCAGAACUAAGGCUGAGUGCUGUGGAACAGGAAAAAAGACAGCAGCAGGCAGUUGUGUCAGAAAGAACGAGCAAUCUCCACCAGCUAACUCUGGAGAAACAGCAGGUGACUACUGAGCUGGAGAGCCAGCGCAAGAAGCUAGAUCAACUCAAAGAAAAGCAGGAGGCUUUAAGAGAAGAACACAGCAGGAAAACCGAGGCGCUGCAAUGGCAGAACAGCAAGCUAAAAGCCCAGCGUAAUAACAUCCGAAACAACUUGGAGCAGGCCAAGCGCACCCUCAAAACACUGGAGGGUGCUGAUGAACAUGGUCUAAAGGUUGCCUUGGGCAUACAGAAGCAGAUCACUGCCAAGCGAGAACAGAUUGACUUACUCCAGAGCCAUGUACAGAUGCUGGAGGAGACCACAGAAAAACUCACUCAGGAGAAGAACUAUCAGGUGAUGAAGAGCAAACGUCAAGCACAGGAGCUGCUUUUUGAGAGGGAAAGAAGAAAGAGGCUUGAAACUGAGUUGGAGGCUUACCAUACUAAGGAGAAUCUGCUGAAGAGCGAAAUUGAGCGGCUCGACACAGCUCUGCACAAGAUGUCUGACAGUUUUGCCGAGUGCCAAGACUACAUUCAGAACCAGCAACAGGAGAUCAUGAGGCUGAAACUCCAGCACACUCUAGAGCUGAAGGAGGGCCAGAACUUACGAUCCACAAAUGCUAGGACUUGUGAGCAAGGACAAGACUUACAAGCUACAAACAACAUUCACAGAUCGCCAAUCACCAGCACUACACCUCCAGCACAAGUGCCCUUUCAAGCUCACGCUGCCAGCCAGUUAAUCAUUAGUAGCCAGAAGUGUAGCCCCGUUCUGGAGCUGCGGAGCCUGGUUAAAGAGCUACGCAGUGUGAUCGAUAUGGAGCGGAGCCCUGAUACCAGCUACACCAGUUCCAGGAGUUUUGCGGAAACACACACGAGCAGGAAAUCAGUUGCGACUGAAAUGCAGUAUUUAUGCAGAGAUGAAGUGACUGAGAACGCCGAAGGUGAAAGCAGGAAGACGAGGCCAAGAACCAAUUACAAUGAGCAAGAUCCUGGCCGAGGCCCUAACUUCAUUAAACAGGACAUGAACAACGCUUUUUCAGCUAACAAUGAAGCUGGACUGAGAGCAGGUCGGUCUUGCUACACUUCAUUUUGUGUAGCAGCACUAGGGCGGAGGUCUCCAGUACACUCCCUCCUGACCUCUGACCUUCCUACCGAUAUCCAUAGCAGCCUCAAAACACAAAGCCCUGUCCUUACUCUGCAAACAUCUGCCUUUAAGCAAGCUGAAAUAACAGGGAAGACAUGCAAGAAACAGCAGAGCAUGUUAGAGAGUCUUCAAAACAAAGCAGAGGAUCAUCAGAUAAAGAAUCAAGAAAUGUCCUCGAUGAUAAAAAGCCAGGAAAGGAUGAGGAGGAAGAUCAAAGAGAGAAAAACACUCAACAAAGAUAAGCUUCUAGACCAGACAGGAGACCAAAGAAUUAAUAUCCAAAGCAAAUAAAUGUUUAGGG
Ictalurus punctatus (channel catfish) is the source of this 3273-nucleotide messenger RNA. Its product is annotated as coiled-coil domain-containing protein 158. The transcript is spliced from 22 exons. The coding region runs from base 168 to 3263 and encodes 1031 amino acids. NCBI's taxonomy places the organism in Eukaryota, Metazoa, Chordata, Actinopteri, Siluriformes, Ictaluridae. The record is from RefSeq and is a predicted model, not a curated record.